AUGUCGAUCAAUACUGUCGCCAUUAUUGGUUGCGGCGCAAUCGGCGCUUCAUGGUCAGCACUCUUCCUCGCCCAAGGCCUCAAAGUCCAGGCCUUUGACAUCAACCCUGCCUCAGAGACAUAUCUCCGCAACUUUAUCCGCGACGCUCUUCCUGUACUCUCAUCAAUCGGCUUGGUCAAGAAUAACAACGCCAAGCCUGAAGAUGUCGUCUUUACAACCACCUUGAGCGAGGCUUUACAAAAUGCCGAUUUCGUACAAGAAAACGGCCCUGAACGAAUCGACUUUAAGAGAAAGCUCUUUCAGGAUAUGGGAGAGAUGCUUCCAAGUCAAGUCAUUAUCGCGACAAGUUCUAGCGGUUUGACUUGCUCUUCUAUUCAAGAGGGUAUGACUACUGCUGCGUCACCGGAACGAUGUGUUGUUGGACACCCGUUCAACCCACCCCAUCUCAUCCCUCUCGUGGAAGUUGUCGGCGGCAACCAAACCUCAUCAGAUAUUAUUCAACGUACCAUGAAAUUCUACGAAGACAUGGGCAAACAACCCAUUCACUUAAAGAGAGAGGUUCCCGGUCAUGUCGCCAACCGUAUCCAAGCAGCCGUCAUGCGAGAAGUCUUCCACAUCCUACAACAAGACGUCUGCGACGUACAAGACAUCGACGACGCUGUAUCCUACGGGCCUGGUCUACGCUGGGGCGUCAUGGGACCCAACACUCUAUUCCAUCUUGGCGGUGGAGAGGGUGGAAUCGAACAUUUUGCGGAUCACUUGCUGGGGCCUCUGCAGACGUGGUAUGCACCAGAGAACCCGGUCGUUGAUGAUAGUUUAAAGACCAAGUGGAUUGAGGGAACGAGAACCGCGAUCGACGAGAGAGGGUAUGGGGAUUUGGUCAAGCAGAGAGAUGAGGAACUUGUUAGACUGUUGAAUGUUAGGAAAGACUGGGAUGGGUAUGCCAAGGGUGUGAAGGACAUAUGA
Molecule: messenger RNA, 966 nt
Organism: Fusarium pseudograminearum CS3096
Lineage: Eukaryota; Fungi; Ascomycota; Sordariomycetes; Hypocreales; Nectriaceae
Exons: 1
Coding region: 1-966 (321 amino acids)
Biological process (GO): fatty acid metabolic process
Molecular function (GO): NAD+ binding; oxidoreductase activity, acting on the CH-OH group of donors, NAD or NADP as acceptor
Source: RefSeq, a predicted model, not a curated record